AUGGAACUCGUUCUCGACGCGUUUGACGCGUCGGCCUCUAGUCUCAAGGCCCAAUACGAACGGCUGCUGCAGUUGGGGGAGGAUGGCGAGGAGCGUGACGUCAAGGUGGAUGCCCUCCGUGCAUUGCAUGAUUCUUUUUUGUCGCAUACAGAGACAGUGAGCCGCGAGUUGGAUGUUCUUCAGGCCGACGAGGAGCGAGAGGCUGACGACAUUGAAGAAGAAGUGGCGGAGCUGGAGGCGGGGCUGCUGAUGCUCACACAAAUGGCAGAAGGCCGUGACGCCAGCGGCCACUCGCUUCCUGCCCCGACGCAUGCCUCCGUGGAGGCGUACGCGACCUUUGCAACGCGCCUGGGUGACUUUGUGGCGAGGCUGACGGCCUUGCAAGGGGCCCUGCAAGGUCUCCUCUCGCAUCCCCGUCCGUUGGAGGGAGGCGUUACGCCUCUUCUCACAUGGUGUGGUGUCGUGAGCGGGAAUACGUGGGCGGAGAAGGAGCGUGAACUUGGCGCAGCUUGGGCGACGUUGGAGCGCGAGGCUGGGGAAGUCGGCGCGACGUUGCAGGACACUUCCAUGACUGCUGCGCGGGGCCUCCUUGACGGGGUGGUGGCUUUAGGAAGGCGUGCCGUCGGCUGUGCGGUGGAGCUGCAGCGGUCUCAGGAAAGGCGGGAUGCGGCGUUGAGGCAGAUGGAGGGGCAACAGCGUCGUCUCGUUGUCUGGUGCCGCCAGCAGGAGGUAAACCUUGAUGCCCUGCGUGAUCCGGACCACGUUCAAGAGUUCUGCGCAUCGCUGCUGGAGCACUACAAAACGAUGUCGACUAACCAUAGUCUUUUCCUGGAGUCGGCGGAACCCUUUUUGGAUAGCGGGGUCGUACAGGAGAGACUGCUGGAGGCAAACGAGACUUGGCUGCAUCUGCAGGUGAAGGCUUUGGAGAAACUGCGACACACACUCUUUGAAGUGCAUGCACAGACUCUAUUAGAGGAAAAUGUGGAGGAGCACGGCAGUUUUAGUUUGCAGGUGGGCCCAUUUCUCAAAGAGCUGAAUGACUCUCUCCUGGCCACAGGUAACACGUCUUCCCCGCUGCAUGAGCGUUGUGCGCAGCUCACGGAGGCGUGUCGGUCGUUGCAAAAAUUGCUGCCAGAGCAUGACGAGCUAUGUAAAAGCCUUCUUAACUUUGGGGAUCGCAUGCGAAUGAUGCGGGAGGCGUACGCCUGUUUUCGGGCUGCAGCACUUUCCCGGGUGACGUAUUUGUCCUCCUCCUCCGAGGUUUUGGCGGAGGCGGCGCGCCGCAAGGAUGAGUUUGAAGGCUGCGUAGAAGAACUUAAACAGUGGGCGGAUAAUAAGGCGAGAAGCGAUACCUGGCGCGACGUCCGGGAGAAGGUGCGUGGCAUUAAGGCACUUUUGGAGCGAGAACAACAAUUCAUAGAUCAAGAGCGAAGGAACGAGGAAAAAAAGGGGGAGACGCAGAAAAAGAAGCAGUCGAGUGUAGUUUGA
This is a messenger RNA of Trypanosoma conorhini, 1488 nucleotides long. RefSeq lists its product as uncharacterized. The transcript has a single exon. The record is from RefSeq and is a predicted model, not a curated record. NCBI's taxonomy places the organism in Eukaryota, Euglenozoa, Kinetoplastea, Trypanosomatida, Trypanosomatidae. Bases 1 to 1488 code for a protein of 495 amino acids.